UUGCUGUGGGCUAAAGUAGAUCGAUUGCAACCAUUGCUGGGUUGUGUAAGCAGGCUACAUCCACUGAUAUACCAUCGCAGCCGUGUGCGGUGGGACGACACCUGGGCAGAAGGCAUCGAGCCAUUGACUGCCGAUGAGACCCAUCAAUUUUUGCAUCACUCCGCCCGUAUUCGUUCAUUGUGCCUACCAUCUACUGAUCGCCUUUUCCCGCUCCUCUCAGUAAUCCCCAUCGAGCCAUGCGUCUUUCCGAGGCUGCAAUCGUUAGCUCUUUUCUCUAAUGCACGUAUGGGCUUAUUCCUGCCCCACACCCUACUUCCUGGUGCUGCUUUGAAGCACUUAUCCAUCAAAGCUUUCGACAAGAACACAGCAGAUCAGCUGUCCAUGCUGUCUGACCGCGUCCGUUUGUGCAAGCAGCUUGUAACUCUAUCUUGUCCAUCCCUCGACUGGGCAGCGUGGAAGCACCUCUCUGACCUCCCUACCUUGGUGGAAGUGAGAAUUCGUGAGGUGUGCGGCUAUGACGCCCCUCCUUUGCCGUUGGAUCGGCACAUCGUCGAUCUCCCACCAUUCCUUAAUCUAACGGCUCUUUCCUUCACGGUAGAGAGGGCUGCAUACGUGACCACAAUCUUGCAGCACUCACAAUUCCCCUCGUUGAAAACAUUCCGGAUCAUGAUCGAAGUGAUGUCUUCGACAGAGGCUGAGCAACUCUUUUGUGCGCUCUCCUGCUGCAAAAAAAACCUAGAACAACUCAUCGUCGUCUUGAACGAAUAUAACGACAUCCAACACAACUAUUUGAAAGCAAUCACACAUCUCCUUUGCUUCACACAACUCCGAUUUCUUCAGCUCGAUUGUCUUGAUUCUUGCAUCUAUCUUGACAAUAACCUUCUCUUGGAAGCCAUGGCAGCUUGGCCAUACAUCCAUACGCUGAAAAUAGAGGACUGCGGUAUUCGUCCUUGCGUCACAUUCCGCGGACUAUUCACCGCAAUCCACCAAUGUCCACAAUUGGAAUCACUCCGAGUGUUAAUUAACACCGUGAAUAUUGAUAUCGAUCCUGAUGCCAAGCCAACACAACAUACCUCCUUACGGACAUUGGACUUGGAAACACCCGAGUCUCCCAUAGGAAAUGCUGAGGUUCUCGCUCGCAUCAUCCUCAAUUGGCUGCCUUGCGUCGACCAAGUUAACAAAGUCGCGGAUGAUUGGGAGCCUUGGGAUGAAGUCAACGCAUAUCUCACAUCUUUGAGAGAUGUGCGGCGUGUUAUGGGAGAUGCCCCGAAUACCUGAUUUCAAUGGGAUAUGUUCAUGUUCGGGAUCGUCGUAGAGUUGCUACAAUCGUUCGCGCCAAUUCGUUCAUGUCAUUGUUGGUAUGGUUGCUUUUACCUAUGGUUGCAAUUGUUUUAUCCCUUCCGACCGUUAAAUUGCUUACACGGGUCUUCACGCCUUUCUGUAACACUAAAACAUCUUCACGUGUUAUGAUCUACGUAGUGCAGUGCUAUGUAAUUCGAAGUGUGAUGAUAUGAUGAUAGUAGAACUUACUGUAUACCUCUACACUAAAAAAACUCUGAGGGUGGAUCCUCCGCGGUUCAUCAGCGCUGAG
This is a messenger RNA of Suillus plorans, 1591 nucleotides long. RefSeq lists its product as uncharacterized. The coding region runs from base 286 to 1278 and encodes 330 amino acids. Lineage: Eukaryota; Fungi; Basidiomycota; Agaricomycetes; Boletales; Suillaceae. The transcript has 3 exons. The record is from RefSeq and is a predicted model, not a curated record.